AUGCAUUUUCCUAAUUCUCAAACCAUAGUUGCUCAAAACAUUCCACAUUAUGCCUUAGUACACCUUCCCGACUGUUAUCGAAGGGUCCGCAAGUUGUUGAAGCGUGAAAAGGGGAAUCUGAGGAUCGAUGAGUACUACCCAGCGGUGUUGGAAUGCUACCAACGGCGCUGGGAAGCUUCCAGUGGCCCUGGAAUCACCUGGGCAGAAUCUGUUUUUGCUUUUCGCCGCUUUAACGUCUUCCUCCAUUCCGAUUCAGUUACGGAGGGAUCGAAUGCUAACAAAAACACUAAUAUUGGUGCUGGGUUAGCUAGUAAAGUCAAGAAAAUUGAUGGUAAGGUUCCUGCUCCGAUACGUGGUAUAUUGAAAAACCCUAAAACCACGUCUGGCAAAAAUAAUACAAGUAAUAGUGACAAGACAACAUUUGUGCAUUCACCAGGUGGUAGCGUGCAUGCUACUGUUCGCGAUGUUAAUCUUAGCAAUAGGUCUGCUAAUGAGGUUAAUGAAGCUAGAAAGGAAAAAUCUGCUAGUGGUAAUGUCUCAUCGGAAUAUGAGAAACAUGGUUAUCCCAAGAUUCCUGUUAAUAAUGUCUCAUCGGAUGUAAACACUGAGUUUGUUAUUCCAGCGAAGGUAGAUUAUUCUGGAUCGGCACCUCUGAAGGAGGAUCGAGAUAAACAAGCAAAUGGAGCUGCAGCAGCUCCUGUUGGUAAGGAUAACAAUAAUAAUAAGUCAUAUGCUUCCAUGGUUAACUCUGGAUCACAAAAACAACAAAGACCUGUUAAUUUUCGUUUUCUUGAAACCAGUGAGCAACAGGAGGAUGUAGACAUAGUUCUUCCAAGAGAGGCUAUACGAAAAGUCCAGGAUAAGUAUGAUAAUACUCUUUUCGGGUAUUUUCUAGGGAAACGUAUUGCUUUUCCAGUAGGGAAAAACUUUGUCACUAAUAAUUGGGGUAAACAUGGUUUGCAACGAAUCAUGAUGAAUGCUAAUGGUUUUUUCUUCUUCAAAUUUUCGAACUCAAAGGGUUUAAAGGAAGUAUUGGAAGGAGGACCGUGGAUUGUUAGAAAUUCGCCUAUUUUUUUGAAUGUAUGGACACCUUCUACUAUAUUGAAGAAGGAAGAACUUAAAAAUGUGGUGGUUUGGGUUAAAAUCCAUAACGUUCCUCUAGCUGCUUACUCUGAUGAUGGUCUAAGUAUGCUAGCGUCAAAAAUAGGCAAACCAAAGAUGUUAGACUCUUAUACUACAACUAUGUGUAAUGAGUCAUGGGGUCGUAGUAGCUUUGCAAGGGCCAUGAUUGAAAUUUUAGCGGAUCAAGCUCUUAAAGAUGAAUUAAAAAUUGCUAUUCCUAUCAUGGAGGAGGAAGGAUUUGUUAAGGAAUCUAUGCGAGUAGAAUAUGAAUGGAAACCUCCGCGUUGUGCUAGUUGCUGUAUUUUUGGUCAUUCGGAUGCUCAAUGUCCACAAAAUGUUAAGGUUUAUACAAAGGGUUCGGAUGUGGAUUCUGGUGGUUUUAAGGAAGUUAAAGGGAAGCGUAAAGCUAAACAAGGAGUACCUAUCAAACAGCAUAAAACCAGAUUUGAAUACAGGCCAGUGAACAAAAAUGAUACUACAAGUGUUGCUGACCCAAGUUCCUCAGAAUCAGCUGUAAAAACGUCUAAUGCUUAUGAGUUGCUAUCUGAUUUUAGUGAAGGGGUUAACGAGCCAGUUAACACAGCUGCAACUAGUAGUGAACAACGAGAUAAACCAAAGGCAUCGACUGAAGAUGAGGAUGAUGACGAAGUCGAGGUUAUUUGGGAUGAAUCAGCUCAAUAUAUGGCAUCUAAUACCAAACCAAACAAUUCUUCUGAGGGGGCAAGCACUCCCGGUUUAGAUGGUUUUAAUGGAAAGGUGUUCAGAUCGUGGGACUGGACAUCCAAUGGUAACGUUUGUGAUAAAGGUACAAGGAUUAUUAUGGGUUGGAAUACUGAUGUGGUAGAUGUCAUGGUCAUUGCUCAAUCGGAUCAGGUUAUGCAUAAUCAAGUUAUUUAUAAACUUGAUAAUAAAUCUUUCUUUUGCUCGUUCGUUUAUGUUGCUAAUCAUUAUAAACAAAGAAGGGAUCUUUGGGCUGAUCUUUGUAAGCAUAAAUGCUUUGCUGGUGAUAAUCCAUGGGUUUUACUUGGGGAUUUCAAUUCCGCCUUAUUUCUAGAGGACUCGUUUUUUGGUUCUUCAUGUAUGAGUAUUGGAGUGCAUGAGUUCAAAGAAUGUGUUCAAAACAUUGAGGUCAUGGAUAUCAAUAGCUCGGGUUUCCACUAUACUUGGACUCAUAAACCCAAGCACGGUUCGGGAGUCUUGAAGAAAAUUGAUAGGGUCAUGGGUAAUAUCCAGUUUUGUCAAGAUUUUCCAUCAUCACAUGCCAUAUUUCAGCCGUACAGAACUUCGGAUCACUCCCCAUGUAUUUUGAAACUUCCUAAUGUGCAAAGAGAUCGACCCAAACCUUUCAAGUUUGCUAAUUUUUUAGUUCACAAGAAAGAGUUUACUGAGAUCGUUAAAUGUAAUUGGAAUGUAAGUGUGGAUUGCUGCAAAAUGUAUAAGGUGGUAAAGAAACUCAAAACGCUAAAACAUCCUAUACGCAGCCUUCUUUAUAAGCAAGGAAAUUUGCACGAGCGUGUCACCAAACUCCGGAUCGAAUUGGAUCAGAUUCAAAAAACCAUUGAUUUAAAUCCUAGUGACGAGAGGUCUAGGGAGCUGGAAACGGAGCGUACUUUCACAGUUCUGUCAAAACUAAACAUCAUACAAGUAGAAUCAUGUCGAUUAAGGAUAGACACUGGUGGAGUCGCAAAGGCAUUGGUUGCACAUUAUGAGGCUUUUCUGGGCACGAAUAGUCCUGAAACCCAAUUUGAUCCUGGUGGGGUUUUUAACAGUAAAUUAACUUCACAGAAAGCACUUGAUAUGGUGAAAAAUGUUACUGAUGAUGAGAUUAAAGCUGCAAUGUUUUCUAUUGGUGAUAACAAAGCACCGGGGCCAGAUGGUUUUUCUUCUCUUUUCUUUAAAAAGUCUUGGGAUAUUGUCGGCGGUGAAGUUUCCAAUGCUAUCCAUGACUUCUUCAAAUCUGGUAGAUUGCUUGGAGAGGUUAAUCAUACGUUUUUGGCUUUAAUUCCUAAGGUUACUACCCCUUCUAUGGUUACUGAUUAUAGACCAAUCUCUUGCUGCAAUGUUCUUUACAAAUGCAUUAGUAAAAUCAUAACUGAUAGAAUUAAGGAUUGUCUUGAUGAUAUUGUUGGCAUAAACCAAUCAGCAUUUAUUCCGGGUAGAAGGAUUUCUAACAACAUUUUGCUCACACAAGAAUUAAUGCAUAAUUACCAUAGAAAUGUUGGGCCGCCUAGGUGCGCUUUUAAAGUGGAUAUACAGAAGGCUUAUGAUACAGUUGACUGGAAAUUUUUAAGGGCUAUAUUAGAGGGUUUCGGUUUUCAUCAGGUAAUGGUGAACUGGAUUAUGACGUGUGUAACUAGUGUAUCAUUCUCUCUUAGCAUAAAUGGCAAUAUUCAUGGGUUUUUUAAAGGCAAAAGGGGUUAA
Molecule: messenger RNA, 3543 nt
Organism: Erigeron canadensis
Lineage: Eukaryota; Viridiplantae; Streptophyta; Magnoliopsida; Asterales; Asteraceae
Exons: 4
Coding region: 1-3543 (1180 amino acids)
Source: RefSeq, a predicted model, not a curated record